This is a messenger RNA of Rosa rugosa (rugosa rose), 2039 nucleotides long. Its product is annotated as probable mitochondrial saccharopine dehydrogenase-like oxidoreductase At5g39410. The coding region runs from base 181 to 1536 and encodes 451 amino acids. The transcript is spliced from 3 exons. The record is from RefSeq and is a predicted model, not a curated record. NCBI's taxonomy places the organism in Eukaryota, Viridiplantae, Streptophyta, Magnoliopsida, Rosales, Rosaceae. Gene Ontology annotation, biological process: glycolipid biosynthetic process. Gene Ontology annotation, cellular component: lipid droplet; mitochondrion; plasma membrane.
UUUAAAAAAUUCAUAACAGUCUAUCGACUUUUUAACAGAGUCUGUGAACUUUUUAAAGAGUUUGUCAUUCAAACAAAUCUGCACAAAUCCAAAUACAAUACACCCCCUUCAUUGCCCUUAAAUCCUUAAUCUACUCUGCUCUCAACUUCAACCUCCUUCUCUGAAUCUCAGUUGAAAAUCAUGUCAGACCUCCCCAACCCUCUCUACGAUUUCAUCAUCCUCGGCGCCUCCGGCUUCACCGGAAAGCACGUCGUGAAAGAAAGCCUCAAGUUCCUCAACACCCCAUCUUCACCUCUCAAGUCUCUAGCUUUAGCCGGCCGCAACCCCGCAAAGCUCUCCCAAACUCUCAACUGGGCCACCGGCCCAAACCCACCUCCCUCCAUUCCCAUCCUCACCGCCGACACCACCGAUCCUCCGUCCCUCCGCCGCCUCUGCUCCCAGACCCGCCUCAUCCUCAACUGCGUGGGCCCCUUCCGCCUCUACGGCGAGCCCGUCGUUGCCGCGUGUGUUGAGACCGGCUGUGAUUAUCUCGACAUAUGCGGAGAGCCGGAGUUCAUGGAGAGGAUGGAGGCCAGUUAUUUCGAUAAAGCGGCGGAGAAGGGCUCGUUGGUCAUUUCGGCUUGUGGGUUCGACUCUGUUCCGGCGGAGUUUGGGUUGAUGUUUAACUCGAGGCAGUGGGUGGGGGCGGCAGUGCCGAGUAGGGUGGAGGCUUAUGUGAGCUUGGAGUCCGAGAAGAGAAUUGUUGGCAACUUCGGGACGUUUGAGUCGGCGGUGUUGGGUGUGGCUAAUGCGGAUAAGUUGAUGAAGCUCCGGCGGUCCAGACCUAAAAAGCCGAGGCCCGAGAUUCCUGCUUCUCCUCCUUCCAAAGGACCGACUAUUGAACACCAGAAAAAGAUCGGCCUUUGGGCUGUGAAGCUACCUUCAGCAGAUUCUACCGUUGUACGAAGAACACUUGGAGCUCUGACCGAAAAUCCCGGCGGUCUUCCAGGGAGGAAUGAGAGUGAUGAACACAUUAAAAAAAGAGAAGCCUUCUGGUCAACAGUGAAGCCAGCUCAUUUCGGGAUGAAGAUAGGCACCAAGUCUCUGUUGGGCAUUUUUCGGAUCAUGACAGUUGGAAUCUUUAUUGGGCUCUUGGGUCAGUUUUCCUUUGGGAGGUGGCUUCUCUUAAAGUAUCCCCCAUUUUUCAGUGUUGGAUGGUUCAGGAAGCAGGGUCCCUCCGAUGAGGAGGUGAGAAGUGCAUCUUUUAAGAUGUGGUUUGUUGGACGUGGUUUCAGCGACAGGAGUCUUGCUUCUCAGGGAAACACAAAACCUGAUAUGGAAAUAGUAACAAGAGUUAUGGGACCUGAAGUUGGCUACAUAACAACCCCGAUAAUUCUACUUCAGUGUGCACUUACUGUUCUGAGCCAACGCGACAAUCUUCCAAAGGGAGGAGUUCUCCCACCUGGGAUUGUAUUUGGCCCAACUGAUCUCCAAGAAAAGCUACAAGAAAAUGGAAUUACUUUUGAUGUUAUUUCAAAGAAUGUUAUUUCUCAUUAACAGAACAAGGGAGGAAGCUAGUCCUCCGGCUCAGGGCAGUUCUAUUGGGCCAUUUCACAAAGGGCUCGUCUCUGUCAUCACCAUCGUGGCCGUGUUCUUCAAACAAGAACCGGUAGAAAAUACAUCUCCAACUGUCACCGACUAGAGCUCCUAUACUCAUCCCGAAAUCCCAACUUGGUGAAUACAAUUAGCACAGUGUUCAGAAUCCAUCAUUGUCCCAGCUCUUAGAUCCUAUUGAAAGAUAAAAUCAUAGCAAUGUACAUCAGCUUAAAGCAAGGUAGAGAAGUUUCAAUGUUUCAUCACUUGGUGGUGUCUGUGGAAAAUGGAGGAGCAGAUCAGGAUUGGUGGCCGCGGGACAGAGCAUGAAGCUCAGGAGUCAGGACCAGAGCCACAUCAAUGAGCUACCUCAUGUUUGAUUUCUAUAGCUAACGCUUUUCCUUUGUUGCAAUGAUUUGUAUUAGUUUGAUAUAUUUCUGUUUGAUUGAAUUUGCUUCGAUUGAUUU